This is a messenger RNA of Annulohypoxylon truncatum, 3501 nucleotides long. RefSeq names its product Rxt3-domain-containing protein. Lineage: Eukaryota; Fungi; Ascomycota; Sordariomycetes; Xylariales; Hypoxylaceae. The record is from RefSeq and is a predicted model, not a curated record. The transcript has 2 exons. The coding region runs from base 1 to 3501 and encodes 1166 amino acids.
AUGGAUUCCAGACAGCCGCCGCAACUCCCUUUUGCUCGUAAUUCUGCUGCAUCACCACCAGUCUAUGCACGGUCGCCCUUCCCACCCGCAUCUGGCUCGACUUCCACGACGACAACAACAUCGUCGCCAUUUCAUCCCUCGAACCCUGCAUCUGCAGGUCCUGCCGCGUACGCCGAACACCAGCGACGACCGUCAGACACGAGUCCUUUCUACCCACAAUCGAGGCCACCGCCAUCUUAUGCGCCUGAGCCGACAUCACAUCCCGCACCUACUCAUUCGCGGCAUCCAAGCUCGUCUUCCAUCAAUAUCCCUCUGACUCGUAAUAUGCCUCCUCCCUCACCUCCUCAACACCAAAGUCAAAAACCGCCCGCGCCUCAUCCUGCGCAUCAGAUGGGCCACUACGGCGGACCGCCUGCACCAAGAGCUCCUCCCGUGAAUCUCGGUCCUCCGAGCGCGUUUCCUUCGGCUAGAGAGCUUCCCGCGCUUAACUCCAUACCUCGAACAGGGAGCACGGGAGGGAGCAUGUCGAUAAGCUCGAUGCUUGGGGGCCCACCGCCGGCUCGCGAGCCUACUCCGGGCCACCCAACUUCUUUCCCGCCCCCCGUCACCACUUCUGCUGUUUCAGGACCCGCAUAUGCUGCGCCCGUCCACGCGUCACCUAGAAUGCAGGCCGCAAACGAAUAUGCCGCCUAUAAUAGAAGACCCCAAACACCCGACCAAGGCAGACCGUUUGAUGCGAGAGACCAUAGGGGCAACGCAGCUGGAUCGCCGCCGCAGGGCAUGUAUGGAACUCCUGAAAUGUCCCGAUACAACACGCCGCAGGCGUAUCCGCAACGUGGUCCGCCCAUGCCGCCGGCCGAAGAGAGGAGAGAACCGCCGGGGCGGAUUCCUCCUACUAACGUGCCCCCUAGGCCGAGUAGCCAGCCUAGAUCUUAUCACGGCAUACCCCCACGGCCUGUAGAGAUGGGGAGGGGACCACCACCAGGCGAUCCCGUGUACGGUAGGCGAGAAGAGGCGCGACCACCUGGCCCAGCAGAGUACAACCCCGAGCGACAACCUCGAACUAUGUCGUACGAAGAACAGCGCCGCUUCAUUUCGGAACGGGAGCAGAUGAGUCGAGAAGCCGAGUUUAUAGAGAACCAAAGAAGAGAGAGGAUACAGUACGAAGAGCAGCGCUCUUUUAUGGCUGAGAGAGAACGUAUCGAAAGAGAAAGAGAGAACCAACGUGAGAUGGAAAGGGAGAGGGAAAGGGAACGGGAGAGGGAAAGGGAAAGGGAAAGGGACAGAGAAAGAGAGAUGGAAAUGCGCGAGAGGGCUAGGAGAGAAAGGACCACGUCGGAUCCGAGUCGCCCACACGGCCAACAUCCCGUAGAACUUGGUCCUCAGAUGCUUUCGCGACAGCCGCCGCCCUACGGAAGACCAGAUCCUCGAGACCCUAGAGAUCCACGCGACCCCAGAGAUCCACGCGACCCCAGAGAUCCUAGAGAUCCCAGAGAUCCUAGAGAUCCCAGAGAUCCUCGAGACCCGGCAGCCUGGCAGCGACCUGGUUAUGAUCAGCCGCCGCCGCGGGAUGCGUAUGGUCAACAGGCCUACCCAGGCCCGCGGCCAGGCGAAUUUCCUUCGACUACAGCCGCGCCGUAUGGGACACAUCCUGCUUACGCGCAGCCUCCUCCCCACGAACGCUUUCCGCCAACCGGUCCGCCCCCUCAUGCGAUGCCCCCGAAUCAGCCAGGUCCGCAACCUGCGCACCCGUUUGAGUCACCUGACAGACACCGGUUUGUACAGGCACACCCUCAACAGCAACCCCCCCAACCGGCUGCCCACCGAGGCCGUCCUGCCGAGGAAGGCCCACCACCUCCUUCGGUUGCGUAUAAUGGUGGCCCCGGCUCGGCCGCGUUCGAAGCCGGUCGACCGCGCGUCGUGGACGAGGGCCCUGCUCCCGCCGGACACCAGAGAGGUUUCCUCGGCAUCCAAGAGAUAAAUCGUAAGGGUCGGGUUUCGCCGCUGCCGCAGGCAGUUCAGGGUGCGCAACCCCAGUUGCAGGGUCCCGCCGGUGAGCCUGGCAUCAAGAGUGAAUUUGGCCGCAUGUUCUCCGGCAUAGGAAGUGGUGUGCGCGGUAUUGGUGUCUCUAGUCCAGUGCCACCCGUAAUGCAAACCCAAUUCUCUAACACGGGGCCUACGCGACGUGAUGAUGAGCAUCCCGGUCACGAGAUGCUCGCGGACGCUCCGGUGAAGGCGGCUACGAGAGGAAAACGAAGGAAGGCCAAGGACGACGACGGCAAGGGUGAUGACGAUAGCACCGGCAGGAUCACACCUGUCGGUCGGGCUAAACGUCCCAAGACCCACGCUCAUCACCACCAUCACCAAUCAGCCGCGGCCCCGUCUUCGAAGUCGACGGCGCCCGGCUCUACCAUAAUACCCAAGCCGAAGCACAAGAUUUCGUCCCAGGCGGUUCUCGACAGCGUCGCGGAUCGGCCCCGGAAACACCUUGGUGAUGUCGUGUAUCAGGUCGUUCUGAAGCCUAGCAAGUUGGAAUCGUCUCACUCCAAGUUUGGCUACUCGUCGAAUCCUCGUCCGCUUCCGAUGGACGUGAUCAAAGGUAACGAGAAUUCGACGCUGACGGUGAAGAUUCCCCGCGUUCACCUCAGCCCGUCCGCUCGCGAGGAGAUCACGUCUCGUCGGGCCGUGUGGGGAACGGAUGUCUACACGGAUGAUUCUGACGUUGUCGCUGCUUGUAUUCACGCAGGCUGGAUUCGAGGAGAAUGGGGCGAUGACGUGGACGUCGACUUGUUAGAUCUGUACAAACCCGCAACCACGAAGAAGCAGCGCGCGGCAGCUGCCGAGCAACAACUCGAAGUUCUGACUUCGCCGCCAGCUUCUGGUCCUGUUCAGAUACCCGCAGACCGCGAUUUACACGUGACGCUUUUGGUCUUACCUGCGCUCGACAAAUAUAGUAGUUCGACACGGUUCGGCAUCCAGAGCCGCGAAUUCGGUGGUACGUAUAACGGACGCAAGUCGAUCCACGAUGGCAUCAGCUUUAUGAUUUUAAACGUACGAUGGGUGGAUGGCGCGGCACCGCAGAGCAGGCUUCGAGGAAAGGCGCGUAGGGAACGAAUUAGAAAGGCCAUGAGCGAAAUGAACCGGAGCCAGGUGGUGGAUAUAGGAGAGAAAGAGCUCUCGAGUAAGAUGGCAACGGCGCGGGAUACCAGCAUCGGCAAGGAGAAGAGUAGCGGGAAGUCAACCGAUAGCAACGUCGGGGAGGGCAAUAAGGAGAAUCGUCCGGCCGUAACGGCUCUCAACGACACUACUCCCACGCCGAAACAGGAAAAGCCUAGCUUGGACACGAAAAUGGACUUAGACGAGGUUGUUAAGGACAAGAGCGACUCGGCCGAUAGUCAGAGCACGAAGACGGCAGACACGGCAACGACUUCUGGUAUUCCUGCCGCUGGGAAACAACCGGAGAAUCAUGGAACGAACGAGUCUACAGAUGUAUCUACGUAA